Messenger RNA from Hylaeus volcanicus, 3239 nucleotides. Its product is annotated as actin-binding protein IPP-like. The record is from RefSeq and is a predicted model, not a curated record. Gene Ontology annotation, molecular function: protein binding. Lineage: Eukaryota; Metazoa; Arthropoda; Insecta; Hymenoptera; Colletidae. The transcript is spliced from 8 exons. Bases 307 to 2220 code for a protein of 637 amino acids.
UAUAUUUCCAUUGUUGGCAUGACUGCGAGGCAAUGAACUCAUAAUUGAAUUACCAAAAUCGAACGGGUGUAAACCGAACGAACAAAAAGCUUGAAUUUAAAUAAAUAGAAAGAAAAAAGGAGGAUUAAUCUUUCUUUAGAAAAUUCAAGAAGAGCAAGCUACUUUCAUACACUAAACAGGUUAUUUGACAUAUGUCAGAUUUCUUAUUACCGAAUUAGUGACUAAUUGGCAGGAUAAAAAAAAGAAUGAACCGAACGGAAAGUUGUAUUUGCCAAUAACAAACCACGUGAAAAUGCGGUGGUAGUGAUGCGUUUAAAAGGGAAAAGUAACACUAAAUCGUUCCAUAGCGUCUAUAAGGUGCUUUCGCGUUUAUGUCGAACUGCAGAUAAAGGACAACUUGAUGGUUUCAUGGCGGAUGGCGCAGUGCCACCAAUAAAGAAUGGCCAUAACUGUAAUAAUAUGGGUUUUGCGACACAAGUUGUAAAACAAUCAUCCGAUGUUUCCAAUGUCGUUUACGCUGUGGGGCAAUAUGCUCCCAAAGUGUUAAAGAAUUUGAACGCCCAAAGAUUGAAGAAUCAGUUUAGUGAUGUUGGUCUGGUCGCUGGCGGUAGCGUUAUUAGAGCGCAUAGAUCGGUUUUGGCAGCGGGAAGCGCAUAUUUUAACGCUAUGUUCACCGGUGGUCUCGUCGAGGAACAGCAAGAGCUAGUAGAAAUUCAUUCUGUAUCGGCUGAUAUUCUUGCUCUUUUGGUAGAUUUCAUUUACACAGGGAACGUGGAUAUUACUCAAGACAAUGUUCAGGAAUUAUUCGCAGCUGCCGAUAUGUUAGAACUAGAUGAAGUAGUAUCCGGUUGCAUUACCUACUUAAAACAACAACUUCACUAUUCGAACGCGCUUGGAAUUUAUAGAUUUGCGGAAGCACAUCACAGAUCGGAUCUUUUGGGGAGCGCCCUACGUUUUAUAGAAGUCAACUUCCCUCAAGUAUCUCAAGAGGAAGAAUUCUUGGAUCUGCAGAAAGAACAUCUUGUUCAUUUUCUCAGUAGCGAUUACAUUCAUAUCGAUACCGAAUUCCAGGUCUUCCAAGCUGCGUAUAAUUGGAUUGUCCAUGAUAUACCAACAAGAAGAUGUUAUGUAUUCGACAUACUACGUCACGUACGUUUACGACUGUGUUCAUUAGCGAGAUUGGAACACGUUAUUUUGGAAUGUAAAGAUGCAAGUCUGAUUGUUGCGUUAAGAUCUAUACAAAAAGAUUUAGUAUCGAACAAAGGAUGUCUUGUGCCUCUUCACGCGAAACCUAGAAUUUGCGCAAAGAAGAACAUUUUAGUAAUCGGUGGAUCAAGGCGCGAACACUCGGACAGUUGGGGCAGAGCAGCUGAAAGCACUUACGAAACGAUCGAGAAAUAUGACACAUUUACGGGCGAAUGGAGCGAAGUAGCACCAAUUAGAAUAGGACGCAUAUUACCAGGCGUGGCAUUGCUAGAUGGUAAAGUGUACGUUGUCGGCGGGGAACUCGAAUCAUGCAUUAUUGCCAAUUGCGAAUGUUACGAUCCGCGUGAUAAUGUGUGGACUUCGAUUGCCUGUAUGGAAGAAUCUAGGUGUGAAUUUGGACUUUGUGCCUUGGAUAAUAGCUUAUACGCAUUUGGUGGUUGGGUAGGCAAAGAUUUUGGUGGAUCGAUAGAAGUAUAUGAUCCGAUAACCGAUUCUUGGACGCUCGAUGGACAACUUCCGGAACCUCGAUUUAGUAUGGGAGUAGUUGCUUACGAAGGAUUAAUAUACAUAGUGGGCGGGUGUACGCAAGAGAGUAGACAUCGUCAAGAUGUGAUGAGUUAUAAUCCAGUGACUCGAGAAUGGACUUAUUUAGCUCCGAUGCUCACCCCACGUUCGCAAAUGGGAAUCACCAUUCUUGACGGAUACAUUUAUGUUGUAGGCGGUACUAACAAGAAUCAGGAAGUAUUAACAUCCGUUGAACGAUAUUCUUUUGAAAAGAAUAAAUGGAGUACCGUUGCGCCUAUGAACAUAGGCAGAUCGUAUCCCGCGGUUGCAGCAGCCGAUAGUCGACUGUACGUUAUAGGGGGUGAUCAAUCUCAGGAAAUUAAUUUUUAUCGAAUGCAAAUUACUAUUUCCACUGUUGAAUGUUACGAUCCCCGUUCGAAUAAAUGGCACGAAUGUGCCUCGCUGCCGACAAGUAGGGGUGAAGCAGCGGCAAUUGUUGCACCGUUUUGAUUGAAAUCUUUUCGACAUUAAGAAACCUAUGCAGUGUGUUGAGCAUAUUUUAUAUAUCGCUAUAUUCAUAUGCGUUUCUUUUCGCAUUCCAGAAUGAUAUUCGAGCAUCUAUUUAAAAUUACUUGGUCUUAAAAUAUGAUAUCAAACAAGAAACAUACGUUUUUUGACUAUCGUCUUUUAUGUCGCGUAUACAACCAUGGUUAAACGCAUAUGAGCUAGGAUGUAUUUUUUUAUAGAUCAACAAUUGUAAACUAUUUAAACCUCAACAGGAAUUUUUUUUUGCGUUUUUUAACGAGCAUAAAAUGCAACAGGAUUUGAAAAAAAAGGGAUACGUUUCACUGUAAGAGUGGUACAGCGUUAUCUUCUGUAAGGGAUGUUCAUUAUACAUAUUUACUAAAGGAAUUAGUACUGUAUGGCUUUCAAACCUUUUAAAAACUUAUUAACAUAACAAAUUUUAUUAGUUGUAGCAAUGACUGAGAACCUUCACAUUCUAUAGUCAUUUACCAAAGUUAUCGAGAAUACAAGAUAUGAUAUUCUAUUGUAAAUUUGAUCACGCUACAACGAGAUACAUGGAAAGCAUAUUUUCAUGUAACUUGUGUAAAAAGACAUUUCCUAGCGGAGAAUGCAAGUGAGAUAUAUCUAGCUUUCAUCGAGAAUUGUAUAUUACAAUUACGCGUGCUUGUGAUAUUUAUCAAUACUUUUUUUUUUAAUCGAUACUUUUUGCUAUAACCGUGCAUGUAUGUUUCAUUAGUCAUUAAUUUUUACUGGUGUAAGGAUUAAAAAUACUUAAUACUAUGAUGAUAUUACUUCAUUAAUUGUUUUUUAAAACUUCGUAAAAGUGUUUUUCAUAUCGUUAAAUCUUGUUUUAUGGAAUCGGUAAUAUUUGUAAGCGAUGCGAUUGUAUCUUAUAUUAAUAAGUUUUAUAGAAAAGUAUUGUUGCAGUUAAAUUUCAGUUUUUAAAAGUGUGUCUGGUGCUGUGUUGGAAUUAAAAUUAAAAAUCUCCAUUUUAUAUACCGUAA